Molecule: messenger RNA, 860 nt
Organism: Oreochromis aureus
Lineage: Eukaryota; Metazoa; Chordata; Actinopteri; Cichliformes; Cichlidae
Product: C-type lectin domain family 12 member B-like
Exons: 6
Coding region: 24-860 (278 amino acids)
Source: RefSeq, a predicted model, not a curated record
AAAAAGAAGAGUGAUCCAAAGUGAUGACUGUUACCUAUAAUGCUAAUGUUUAUGCAGAUGAAUUUGAUCAAGAGGAUGUUUAUGUUAACUCUACAGUUCCCACUGUGGAGAAACACAAGCCCACGUCAGAUAAGAAGCGUCCCUUCAUCAUUCCCGCCGCUGUUCGACCUUUUUUGCCGUUGGCAGGGUGUUGGGUGAUACUUUUAAUAAUCUUGUUCCUUCGUAUCCACUUUACCUCUGUCAUUUCUGCCAAACUGAAUCAAAACCUCCAGGAAGAAAUCAGUCUCAAUGAACUCUGGAAGCAGUACUGUGAUGAUCUGAAUGUCCAGAUAUACAACAUGAGAGAAGCUCAAUAUUUCUUGAUGAACAACGUGAGCAACCUGAAUGAUGAAAACGAUCGACUGAAGGGAGAAAUUCAGCAGGUAAGGGCAGAGAAGCAGUCCAUGAGUGAAGAAGUUCAGCAGCUGAAGGCAGAAAACCAGCGACUGAAGAAAACAUAUGAAUACAGUACUGCAAUCCCAACGGUGACAAUGUGGAACACAACGAGUAAUAUAACUACCCGUUCUGUUUCAUCGAUGUGGAGGUCCCACUAUCGACGAAGAAGGCAGAUUGAGCCUUGCCAGAGAGGAUGGCUCCAAUUCAAGUCCAGCUGCUACGCGACCAGUUACCAUUACUCUUUGGAUCAGAAGACCUGGGAAGGAGCUCGAGAUGACUGCAGAGGAAGGAAUUCAGAAUUGGUUGUUAUAGAAAGUCCAGAGGAACAAGACUUCGUCUAUAGCAGCUUAAUUCGGUUGGGAGCCAGUGACUAUUGGAUUGGCUUGAGGGUCAAAGGUGGCAGCUGGAACUGGGUUGAAUUAUGA